CUUUCAGAUGAGAGGCCUUUCCUUCGUUGGUAAAAAGAAAUCCCAGGGAGACAUUUGCAGCGAGUAGGUUGCGGAGGGUCACGUCUUGGCUUUGGCGUAGCUGUUUCAGAAAUUCAUUUUUAACUAAAGUUUGCUUCUCUCUCUGAGAAAUGAUACCCAGGAAUUUGUACACUUGAUAAGUUUCAGUGUGGACAUUGAAUAAAGCAAAGGCCAUGAGACUGAGGGAGAUCCCAAAGAGUGAAGAAAGGCAAAUCUUAUCUUCAUAAAGGGCAAGAAGGACAAGCAAGAGAACUACAGACUGUUCAGCCUCAUUCCUUCCUCCUGUGAAAGGAUCGUGGAAGAAGCCAUUUGUGGCAAAAGAAGACACAACUAUGGCUGCUACAGUGAACUUGGAGCUGGAUCCCAUUUUUCUGAAAGCCCUGGGCUUUUUGCACUCAAAGAGUAAGGACUCUGCUGAAAAGCUGAAAGCACUUCUUGACGAGUCGUUGGCCAGAGGAACUGACUCGAGCUAUCGUCCCUCUCAGAAGGAAGUAGAGCAACCAAAAGUAUCUGUCACCAAACCCAUUAAGCAAGAGCCUAAAGCUUCAUCCAGUUUGCCUUCUGGCAACAACAAUGGGAAGCCCACUGCAUCAGAAAAGGUGAAAAAAGAAACCGAAAAGAGAUCUGCAGACAAAACAAAAGGGGAUCCUACUGAAGGAGCUGAUGCACCAAAGAAGCCCAGGGUAGAGAAGCAAGAGGCUCGUUCCUCUCCUAUUACAGUUCAGACAAGCAAGGAUUUAUCCAUGCCUGAUUUAUCUAGCUUUGAGGAAACCAGUGCUGAUGACUUUGCUAUGGAAAUGGGAUUAGCCUGUGUUGUUUGCAGGCAAAUGACAGUUACUUUUGUGAAUCAGCUAGUGGAGUGUCAGGAGUGCCAUAAUCUCUACCACCAGGAUUGCCAUAAACCUCAGGUGACAGACAAGGAAGUGAAUGAUCCUCGACUUGUCUGGUAUUGUGCCCGCUGUACCAGGCAGAUGAAGAGAAUGGCUCAGAAGACACAAAAACCACCUCAAAAACCAGCUCCUGCAGUGGUUUCAGUUGCACCAGCUUUGAAGGAUCCAUUGGUCAAGAAACCAGAAAUCAAGUUAAAACCUGAGACCCCACCAGCUUUUCUGGCAUUCAAGAGAACAGAAGUCAAGACCUCAGCAGCAGUUUCGGGGAACUCUGCCAGUACAAGUGUUUCCUCCUCAGCAACGAGUGGCCUUACAGGAUGGGCUGCUUUUGCAGCCAAAACCUCCUCUGCCAACCCAUCAACUGCCAAACUGGGAUCGACAGCGCAGAGUGCCAGCGGGAAACCUGCAGCUUCUUCAAAUAACCAGAAACCCGUGGGUUUGUCAGGGCUGGCGACUUCAAAGACAGGACUGGGGGCCAAAAUAGCUUCUGCCAACAACAGCACAAACCCCGUUCAGCUGAAGCCUCCUCCGCCGCUGACCCUGGGGAAGACGACGCUGAGCCGCUCGGUGAGCAGCGACAACGUGAGCAAGGCGGGGCUGCCCAGCCCCAGCAGCGCCGCCCCCAGCACCGGCGGCCAGGCCGGCGGCGGCAACGGCGGCAGCGGCACCGCGGGCAGCAGCGCGGGCGGCGCCGGCAAAGCCGCGGCUGACACCGGCAACCAGCCGGCGCCCCUGAAGGGCCCGACCUCGCAGGAGUCCCAGCUCAACGCCAUGAAAAGGCUACAAAUGGUCAAGAAGAAGGCUGCUCAAAAGAAGCUCAAGAAAUAGUCAGGCUGCUUGCUGAUGUUGUUGGUUGUGUGCAGUGAGACAGCAGCGUCGGUGUUUUACUUAAAGGAAAUCUCCCAGGUACUGGACUGAAAGAGGUUAAAUCAGGGAAGCCCAAACUCUAUGUUAUACAGAAGGUCAAACUUUAAUAAUUCUGAUAUUCCUUCUGCCUUUCCAAAUCUGUGAAUUUAAUGUUAGACGAAUUCAUUAUUACAUGCUCCUGGUUUUGUAGCUCAGAGCACUGAAACUUGAAAUUGUAGAUGUCAGGUAUUUUUUAAUAUUAAAACCCCCACAUUUGUGUAGAUACUUAAUAAAUUGAACUUGGUAAACCAUCAUUCUUAGAUGUUAAUAAUAAAAGGAUUAUUAAUCUGGGAAGUCAUUGCCACUCUUCUUUCGCCCCAUAUUCUAAUACUUAAAAUGCUUCAGAUGUUCAACAUUGUGCAGUUUAUUACCUCAAAUUAUAAAGCUUGUUAGAGGAAAAAAUACUUUAAUUUUAAAAUUUAACUGUUCAACAACAGUGUAUUUAAAUUGAAAUUUUUGGUUUGGUAGUUUGCUAAAUUGGCUUGUUUUGGUUUUAUACAGUGAGAAACUUCAAAUAAAAAGAACAGAAGAGAG
Molecule: messenger RNA, 2369 nt
Organism: Vidua macroura (Pin-tailed whydah)
Lineage: Eukaryota; Metazoa; Chordata; Aves; Passeriformes; Viduidae
Gene: INTS12
Product: integrator complex subunit 12
Exons: 8
Coding region: 372-1757 (461 amino acids)
Biological process (GO): snRNA 3'-end processing
Cellular component (GO): integrator complex
Source: RefSeq, a predicted model, not a curated record